Messenger RNA from Lampris incognitus (smalleye Pacific opah), 2000 nucleotides. RefSeq names its product mediator of DNA damage checkpoint 1 (gene mdc1). Gene Ontology annotation, molecular function: protein binding. The record is from RefSeq and is a predicted model, not a curated record. Bases 456 to 2000 code for a protein of 514 amino acids. NCBI's taxonomy places the organism in Eukaryota, Metazoa, Chordata, Actinopteri, Lampriformes, Lampridae. The transcript has 6 exons.
UAGGGGCGGGUCUUCGAGAAUCGCGCUUUCUGGAAGGCAUGGCAGGUGGGUGCCGAAAGAGAUAAUGACACAUAGGUGUUUCUUCUCAAACGCCACUCUCAACCUAUAUUAACAGAACAUUGCAGCGCGGCUACAUUGCUAGCAAAAGCCAACGGCUUGAUGCGACUAGCCAAGUGUGUGGUCGUAUGUCCUGUGAUCAAUAUUUCGAAACAAUAGUCAACAAACCAACCUAAUUAGUAACGGUUAUACCUGUUGACAGUUUGUAUUCGCAAGCCGGUUGGACGAAGGUCCAGAUCGAAGACGGGGGAAGGUGGUCCGCUGAAACGACGCCGAAGGUCUCGCCGUCUCGGCGUGUUUUGGGAGUUUCACCUACGCCGGACAUUUUACGUUUCCGGCCACCGGAGUCUCCGAGCGAUGUAGUACAAGCCGUCGUCUUGUCCUGUCCUGUGUGAAGAAUGGACGCCACUCAGAUGAUCGACGACUCAAUAUAUGAGUCGGAGGAGGAAGAGAACGAAGACGACAACGAAAAGAGAGAGCCACUGGCUAAGCUGCGGAUUUUAAAGAACGAACAUGUCCCUCAAACAGAGCUGCCCCUCUAUUUGGGAGAGAACGUGCUUGGUCGUGAUCCCAGCAUCUGCACCCUGCCCCUUCCUGCUCGCUCAGUAUCCAAGCGGCAUACCACAAUCUGCAUCUCUGUCUUCCGCCCACAUGGUCACCGAGAUGCAGCUGUUAUGGAGGCACUGGUGUGGGAUAUGGGGAGCAUGAACGGGACCCGCAAAGGCUACAUCAGACUAUCUCCUCAUGUCCGCUAUGCCCUCAGCGAAGGAGACAGGUUAGUGGUGGCAGACAUCCCAUGCCAGUAUGUCAGCUGUGCUGCAGACAAGAUUUCCAAACAAGAGGAUGUGAGAAGUCCUGUGAACAAACACAGUGAAAAACGUGUCAACAGAGACUCCAAAGUGCCGGCGUUGGCGUUGUCACCUAAUCAAGAAGAGACAAAGAAGACUGCUGAAAUCAAAGGCCUGUCCUUUGAACGAACUCCUGCUCAGCCAAAGGGGACCCUGGUCCCAGAAUCUGACUCUGAUUCAGAAGGAGAGCAAGGGACGAGAAAAGACAGAAGGCUAAAAGCUGUUGUGUCUGAUUCUGAAUCUCAUGCGUCCAAUCCUACCUGUUCUUCAUUCCUAAGUCCAACAAACAUAAUCAUUCCAGAGAGUGAGGACGAAAGUCCCAUCACACCCUCCUCCUCCACUAAAAAUAGGUCGAAAAAUUGUGUCAGCUUCAGCGAGGAAGAGAAAGACAUGGAUGUGGGGCGACAUCAGCUGAAGAAAGAAAGGGCACAGGUGAUCGUGGAUGACAGUGCAGAGGAGGAGGAUGGAAGGGAGAAAGAGCAAACAGCACCAGGAGAAAGAGAGCCUGAAAAAAGUGGACGAGAUGUACCAGUGAAACAAGCAAAUGCUGUCAGGCUCUCUAAAGAAGACGGAUUGCCAGUAUCCACAACAGCAAUCUCCUUGGAUGUCGUUCCCGUGUUUAAAGUGGACAAUGACACUGAUGUGGAGGGAGAGGAGGAGGAGGAGGAGAGGGACAUGUCUGCUGGUCCUGCGACCUUAAAUGAAUCCCAGACGGUCGACCAUUCAAAAUAUCGAGCCCAGUUUCAUAUGGACAGUGAUACAGAUGUGGAUGAGGAUGCUGAUGCCUUAAACAAUGUUAAUAAAUCAGUACCUGCUUCUUAUGACUGCCCGAAACACACCAAUUCCCUUAGGGUUGUUCAGUCAACAGCCAUCAAUUUAGAGAGUGACACUGAUGUAGAUGAUGAUGAUUGUGCUGCUGUGUCAGGCACUGCUGCCAGGGCAACAACCACAUCACUUCAGAAUGCAAGCACAGCUGACACUGCUCCUUUCACACUGUCGAAAGAUUUCCAUGUUGACAGUGAUACAGACGUUGACGAGAAAGACGAUUAUUCUGGAGCAGGGAACACGGAACACUCUGCUACCAUGAUGAACUAA